Messenger RNA from Iphiclides podalirius (scarce swallowtail), 780 nucleotides. The record is from the annotation of a GenBank genome assembly. NCBI's taxonomy places the organism in Eukaryota, Metazoa, Arthropoda, Insecta, Lepidoptera, Papilionidae.
AUGGCACCUCCAAGGAGAAUACUGAGGCAGCAGCUAGAAAUUUUAAUGGAUUUCUUAGAGGCAAAUAAAGACAUGUCCAAAGGCCUUCCUCCCGGCACCCCGGUGUCGCACCAGGCCACUCGGCAGAAGUGGGCACAUUUAGCUAAAAAACUUAAUGCAGUGCAAGCUGGCGCUCUGAAGACGCCUGAUGGGUGGAAGAAAUAUUGGUUUGAAUGGCGACACAAAUGCAGGAGAAAAGCUGCUGAUGCUAGAAGAUUCAAAUCUAAAUCUGAUGGUGGUACAAAUAGAUUUGCACCGCUUAAUGACUUGGAAGUAAGAGUUUUGGAAUUGAGUGGAAAAGGAUCUGUAGCAGCAGCCGUGCCAUCUUCUAAACAAUUGGAGGAUUUUAUGGCUGAGGACUCUGAUUCAGAGCAGCCAACAGUUGUUGACACUCAAAUUAAGCCUACUAGAAAAGUUAAAAGAUCAUUGAGCGUGUCAAAAACAAACACAGAUGAUGACAUGGAACCCGCAACGCAGCCGCCUAAAUGGGCACUGGAAUUAGAGGAGCGGAGAAUAGCCGCAGAGGAGCGAAUGGCUGAGGCUUUAGAGACUAUAUCGAACAUCAUGCAAGCCCAGGAAGAAAGGCGAAGUUCGCUAGAGGCUAGAAUGGCAGACGCGUUGACUGCCAUCGCCGGCACCGUGCAGGACCUGAACAGCGGAAUACAAGACGCGUUGCAAGACCUGCACCAAAUGAACAAUGUGCAAACAAAUGGACCUCCCAUAAGAGACGACGUGUUCUCA